GUUCAAUCUGAAAUGGCUAACCCUAGGGUCUUCUUCGACACAUCGGUCGGCGGUGCUCCCGCUAGUAGAAUCGUCAUGGAGCUCUACGCCGAUGUCACCCCUCACACUACGGAGAACUUCCGUGCUCUUUGCACCAGAGAGAAGGGAUCUGGCCGGAGCGGCAAGGCCCUGCACUUCAAGGGAUCGUCCUUCCACCGUGUGAUCCCAGGAUUCAUGUGUCAGGGUGGUGAUUUCACCGCCGGAAAUGGUACCGGUGGCGAGUCGAUCUACGGAUCCAAGUUCGCCGACGAGAACUUCGUCAAGAAACACACUGGAGCUGGCAUUCUGUCCAUGGCUAACGCUGGACCUAACACUAACGGAUCUCAGUUCUUUAUUUGCAUUACGAAGACCGAGUGGCUCGAUGGAAAGCACGUGGUUUUCGGACAGGUGGUUGAAGGGAUGGACGUGGUGAAGGCAAUCGACAAGGUUGGUUCUGCUAGUGGAAGGACAUCCAAGCCAGUUAUGAUCGUUGAUUGCAAAAAGUACAGAGCGUCCCUCUUCAGUUGCAGCACUACAGAGUACAGAGAACACAGUCAUCAGAAAUGCUUAUUCCAAAUACGAUUUUGUCAAGGAUUUUAA
This is a messenger RNA of Telopea speciosissima, 618 nucleotides long. RefSeq names its product peptidyl-prolyl cis-trans isomerase-like. Gene Ontology annotation, molecular function: peptidyl-prolyl cis-trans isomerase activity. Gene Ontology annotation, biological process: protein folding; protein peptidyl-prolyl isomerization. The transcript has a single exon. The record is from RefSeq and is a predicted model, not a curated record. Bases 13 to 618 code for a protein of 201 amino acids. Lineage: Eukaryota; Viridiplantae; Streptophyta; Magnoliopsida; Proteales; Proteaceae.